Cygnus olor (mute swan) is the source of this 4658-nucleotide messenger RNA. RefSeq names its product t-complex 11 like 2 (gene TCP11L2). Lineage: Eukaryota; Metazoa; Chordata; Aves; Anseriformes; Anatidae. The coding region runs from base 786 to 2321 and encodes 511 amino acids. Gene Ontology annotation, biological process: signal transduction. The transcript has 12 exons. The record is from RefSeq and is a predicted model, not a curated record.
AAGGCAAAGCAGCAGGGCUUACAGGUGCUCUGCAUCUCUGCGAGCAAGCACUCCUGCUGGAGCAGGACCCUUUGCACUCGCACGGACAACCUGCAUUGCCCACACAUAACCUUGCUUUUAUAGCAGAGGGUGAAUUAAUAGGACCUACAGUGGGCUUUGGUCUACACGAACACAGUAUCUAUCCCACACAGUUCUUGUCACGUGUGCUAAUGAUGACCUAAGUGUCUGCAGGAGGGUGAGCUCUGCGUCUUGACGACAAGCAGGGCUUGAUUUCAUGAGUACCUGCCCCAGAAAUGACUGCCAGCGUUUCGCCCUCCAUGUUUCCCGGUAGGCGAGGCGCUGGCAGCACAGAGCCCCUGUGACAGGACUCGGUGAUGACCCUGACAGGGUCAUCACCUGGGGGUGCGUGAGCCUGCGGGGUGCCUGAGGUCAGUGCGUUAAUCAGCGAGGCAUUUGUAAUGACAGCGCUUUCGUGCUUCGUGCUGCGUUCCUCAGCGGCUGCUAACCAGGCCUCGCAAUGCCACGGCCGUGAGCAAUGGCUGACUGAACGCCCCGCGGACCCGAGCGCAGCUGCCCCGAGACCUGAGCGGUAGACACAUCUUGAAGCGCUCUUACUAGGCGAGGGAUUUACAAGACCUUUUGGGCCAGUACACGUCUAACAACGCUAAUCACUUUUUCCCAUGGACCACAUGCAACAUUAACCUUUGGAAGGGAAGUAUUCAUCAGUGGAAUAACUCAACAAGUUCUAAAGGUCUUGUUUACUGUAUCAGCUAAAGUGAAUCACGAUGCCUCUCAGCGAUGACCAGAACAGUGAUUCAGAUUCUUCACGCCUCUCUGAAAGCACAGCUUCUUCGAGUGACUCUGAGUAUUCAAGACAGAGCUUUACCAGUGAUUCUUCAAGCAAACCCAGUUCCCCAGCUUCAAGUCCUCCCAAGAUGGUUACAUUUGAUGAACUGAUGGCAGCUGCAAGAAAUCUGACAGACUUGACAUUAGCUCAUGAAAUUGCUGUAAAUGCAAAUUUUUGCAUAAAACAUGAAGACCUUCCACAGAACAGCUUAGUAGGCACAGUGAAACGAAUUGUACAUAAGGCAUUUUGGGAUCAUUUGGAAUCGGAACUGAAUGAAGAUCCUCCGGAAUACGAACAUGCUAUCAAGCUCUUUGAGGAAAUAAAGGAGAUUCUUCUUUCCUUCCUGACUCCUGGAGCAAACAGGAUUCAAAAUCAAAUUUGUGAAGUUCUAGAUACGGAUCUUAUAAGACAGCAGGCAGAACACAAUGCUGUUGAUAUUCAUGGGCUAGCUAACUAUAUCAUCAACACUAUGGGAAAGUUAUGUGCUCCAAUAAGAGACAACGAUAUAAAACAGUUAAAAGCAACUGACAAUAUCGUAGAAUUGCUGAGACAAAUAUUCCAUGUUCUGGACCUGAUGAAAAUGGAUAUGGCUAAUUAUACAAUUCAGUGCCUUAGACCAUACCUUCAGCGUAACUUGGUGGACUAUGAAAGAACAAAAUUCCAGGAAAUUCUUGAAGAAACACCAAGUGCUCUGGAUCUCACAACAGAAUGGAUAAAGGAAUCAAUAGAAGAUGAAUUGUCAUCCGUUUCUGAUGAAUCUUCAUCAUCCUCUGGUGCUGAUCAUAGUUGUAAAUCAAAUAUUAGUCCUACACUGGUGCUAAACAAUGGCUACUUGAAACUGUUACAAUGGGAUUACCACAAAACAAUUCCAGAGACUCUAAUAACAGAUGAAGUUCGUCUUCAGGAGUUGAGAGAAAAGCUGAAUCAAUUAAAAAUAAUAGCUUGUGUUUGCCUCAUAACAAACAAUAUGGUGGGUGCAGCAAUUGUAGAUGUGCCGGAUUUUGCUGACCAACUGAAAAGGGUCUCCGUUCCUCUUCUUGAAGGCAUGAGCAAGAAAACUUUUGAUUUGAAGGAAGCUCUGAAUGCUAUUGGUGUCCAGAUUUGCAGCAAAGUGAAUGGGUCUCUCUCUGAAAGAGGUCUUCCUACUCUCAAUGCAGAAACGCAGAAUAAUUUAAUGGGUCAAAUUGCUAGUAUUGUUGAAGAGAAUAAUCCUGUCUGUUCCUUGAUCGAUAAACGGAUCCAGUUAUUCAUGAAAAGCUUGCUUGCUCUUCCAAGUUUCCAGAAAUGUAUGCCUGCUGUGCCAGGAGGCCUUUCUGUGAUUCAGACAGAGAUGGAAUUUGUUGGAUCUCAGUAUGCAAGCAUUGUAAACUUUAAUAAACAAGUGUAUGGACCAUUCUAUGCAAACAUACUUAGGAAACUACUUUUUCCUGAGGCACCAAUAGGGAAAACAGGAACAGAAGCACCUACCAAUUGAAAAAUAUAUUUCUGUACCUUUCUUUUACCUUCAGUUUUCAUAAUAGAGACAAGGUGAUCUGACUCCCCAGCUUGAAGAGACCACUCCAGUGACUGUUAAUGAAACAUCUUAUAAAAUGCAGAUAGUUUCUGAAAUCCACUGGAAAGAAAUUAAUUUCAACUACACAUAUAUAUUUUAGACUAAGUCUGUUUAAUGGAUUGCGCCACUUGUAAUAGUGAAAUACUACCUUUCAAGGCAAGCAUUUAUUACGAUUUGCAGUGGGAAAGAGAUGGCAAACUACUUUUUUUCCACCAUUAAACCAUAAUGUUUUUAAAAAAUAUAUUUACAUAUAGCAAUGCAAUUAUGAGAUGACAAAACUGUAGAUAAAAUGUACUAUGCUUACAUUGUAUUUUUUUAGAGCAACAUCUAAUAAAACUACUAUCUUUCUGAGAAGACUUUAAAGGAAAAAAGGUUCAUAUUAGGCCAACUUCUGGUACUCCUGCAAUUACUGGAACUAGAACUUAGCCUAUGUUACAUUAAGGAAUGCCAGUAUUAUAAGCUGUUUUGAGAAUAGCAGUUACAGAAGAACCAUUCACUGUUUUUUAAAUAAGAACAUUCAAUACUUGUCAACUGUAAUGGUGAGUUUAAAGAUAAAACACUUAAGCAUCGUGUUGGCCAUGGGGUUGGGGUAGGGAAGCAAAUGUCUGUAUAUAAUAUUUAUCUAGCGGAGGUCAUACAGAUCUUAAGUCUAACCUCUAAUAUGUGUACAUACUGAUCUUCGAUUUUAAUGGGUAUUAAGUAUUUUUAACUUAGGGCAUUCUGACCUUUAUUCUCAAAAGCACUUAACAUUGAGAGUGAUCUUAGAGUACAGCAGAAUGAUUUCACUUUCUGCUUUCUGUAUUCUGUUGGUUGAGGGCCUAAGUUUUUCAAAAUGUAUUUUGGAUAUUCUUGUGUCUGCAAAGCAGAAACCCAAAUUUUACUAGUCAUUCUUGAAAGUGAUUAGAUUCAUUCUCACUGAGUCUGUGUGAGAAGUACUUUUGGCUUUUGUGCCAAAGUUCAUGCAGAUUACACUCUGAUACUUUGUUCCCACUUAAGACAAGAAUCUUGCAUACAGAAAUUAAGUAAAAAUUGAGAGAUAUAGAAGUAAACUUCUAAGUUUACAAAUUUUAUUUUGCAUAUUUCAGAUUGGUAAUAGAUACUGCUGGAAUACUUAGUAUAGACACGUUCUUGUCUAUGAAAUUGAAUCAUAAUGUACUUGAAAAUGAUCAUUUAAUAUAUUAUAUAAUGGUCCUUUUAAAAAUGUCAUAUAUAUAUAAAAUCAUGUGGUACAAGAUAAAUGGCUUGUUUUUAACAUUUUAUAUUAGUCUAUUUUUAUUGAUACAAAACUUGCCCAUAGAAGUUUCAUGUGCCACACAAAUUGUGUAUAGACAUUUAGUAAUGUAUAUCAUGUCUAUCAUAAAGGUCUAAAAAAAAAAAAGGGCAUUACCAGCACUGUGGUUUUGUAGUCCAUUUUUACAGAAUUGUGUACUUUUUUUAGUAAGGGAAAUGACUUCUAGUCAGUUGUUCCUCAGUGUCCAAGGACCUUGGCCACAGGUACAUGAUAUGAAAAACUUUCUUCAAAAUGCCUUGUUAGAAAAUAAAUUGCUCUACUGCACUUCUGUUCUAUCCCUUGUAAAAACAUCGCACAAAAUGAAGCAGAGUAUGUAUUUUGAAGGGAGCUUUUCCUGAAGCCUGAAAAACCUGAGAAAGGAACUCUUAGAACAUAAUAAUUGUGCCACUAGGUAAAACAGGUUUGUUCAAAUUUAUAUGAAAACUUGAAAUGCAAUUCAAAAUCAGUAAGAGGAGAAUGGUUUUCCAAAGCAAUUACGGAAGAUUAAGUCUUAGUGAUUUGCUGCGUCUUUAGAAAUAAUAUCUUUGGAAGAAACUACUUUAAGCUUCAACCAAAACAGGAUCUUAGGAACAGUGGAAGAACAUGUCUAACGUGACUAUGAACAUUCUAUCAUAAUACAUCACAUGCAUUGUUUAAUUUUGGGGCAUUUUAUAGCAUGGCCUAUGUUUCAAGUGCUUGUUCAAUGUAUCUUAAUUUUUUAUUUAAUGUUUCAAACAUGGACAUUGCAUCUGUUUAAUGUCAUGUUGUGCAUGCUGUUUAUGCUACUGUGGCUGAAAUACACUUGCCUCCACUCUGAAGUUGUCAUUGUGAAACAAGAUGCCAUUCUGUAGCAGCUUACUUCGUUGAAAUGCAAAUAUUUGAAGUUUUGUAUGCAUUAUUUGUGAUACCAUUGUCCUGAAAAGUCAUUUAUGCAAAUUGUUUCUUAAAUGUAAUGGAUUAUUUUAAAUGCUGAAGAUAAAGGACUGCAC